GGUGGGUAAAUAGAAUCACAACCUCUUGCCGGUGAACACACCGGGUCCUCGCUCGCUUAUUGGCGUUGUGUUAUCGGAUCUACAACAGCUCGACGCUCGAAACUGAUCACUGGCUAAGGUGAGACGCGUUGGAGCAGUUUUGUGUUGGUGCCGUGUAUAAAAUCCACAUAACGUUAUUGGAUCGGAUUAGUCAAGGUUCUGAUUUUGGACGGUACGAAACACGGUGUGAUUUCCUAUUCUUCCCGCGGACAGAAGAUAAUUUCAAGAUGGCAAAGUUGAUGUUUAUGAUUCUGGCUGUUUGCCUUGUUCAGGUUACUUUGGCGCGUGUAACUCGCGAAGCUCCAGCUCAGCCAGAGGAGAAUACUUUUUUCAAAACGUUGAGCUUAAUUCAACAGAAAGCCCAUGAUGCGUUAACUGGCCUAAAUCAAAGUGUUUUGAAAUCUCUGGGAUUCCAGUCAAACGACGAAGUUGUGGAAACCAUCCAGAAGAACACCAAUAAAUACGUAGAACAACUGAAAACCGUCCAGGCAUCACUUGACGAAGAACUGAAGAAGCACUCAGGCAUUUUGGACCCCGUUGUUAAGCAACUGAACGAAAAGAUCGAAGAAACUAGGAAGUCUCUCACCGAAAAGAACCCCGAGCUGGUGCAGAAGGCUCAGGAAUAUCAAGAAUCUGUUCAGACUAGAAUUCAGUCGCUGUUGACAGAGGCACAGAAAACCGGAGAACAAUUGAAAGAAUCUAGCCGAGGUGCUACCGAACAAGUGCAAACAGCUUUAAAGCAAUUGUACGACGCAACGGUUGACACGUUGCAGAAGACCGUUAAGGAGUUGGAGCCAACCAAGCAGGACCAGCCAUAAGUGUAGUGUGUAUUUAGUGUGUUUGUGAUUUUUGUUAAUAGAAGAAUAUGACUAUCGUAACUGUCAAUAAAUGACUCACCUAGUGUACCUCAA
Aedes aegypti (yellow fever mosquito) is the source of this 950-nucleotide messenger RNA. Its product is annotated as apolipophorin-3. Lineage: Eukaryota; Metazoa; Arthropoda; Insecta; Diptera; Culicidae. Bases 267 to 857 code for a protein of 196 amino acids. Gene Ontology annotation, cellular component: extracellular region. Gene Ontology annotation, molecular function: lipid binding. The record is from RefSeq and is a predicted model, not a curated record. The transcript has 2 exons. Gene Ontology annotation, biological process: lipid transport.